AAAGAAGGCCACGGCAACGAUGGGUAAAUUUACAACGAAGAACAUUCAACGAGAGAGCGAGUCAACUCACUGACCGCGUUCGGCAACUCAACGAGUCAAAACUCGGUUAUUUCUGUUUUUGAUUGGUUUCCCACAACCUCGCGACUACCAAGCGGUUUUCGCGCUCCAUAUCGCUUCGUUCUUCAGCCAAAUCCCAAAUCCCAAAUCCCAAUCCAUUUCUCUGCCUCACAGAGAAGGCUAGCUCUAAGAUGUCAUUGAAGGCGUCCAAUUCCGAGAAGAACUUGAUGUUGCCGGUGUCGGAUCCUCCACACGGCAGUGAGGAGAAAGAGCGAUUGAUCAGAGGCGAUGAGAAGCUCUUCAGAGGAUCCGCCAUGACCAAACGAGGAGCCUAUGCUGCUCUCUCUUACAUGGCUUGCGCAGUGCUAUUGAUUUUGUUCAACAAAGCAGCGCUUUCUUCUUAUAAUUUUCCAAGUGCAAACGUUGUUACACUUGUUCAGAUGGUAUGCUCAUGUUGUUUUCUAUAUGCAUUGAGACGUUGGAAAGUCAUAUCUUUUACAGUGGUUGAUUCAUUUUCUGAUAAUGCUGCUUCAAUGGUUCCAAUGAAGACAUUGAGGCAAACCAGUCCUCUUGCUGGGACGUACUUGCUUUACAUGCUAGCUACUAUGGAGUCUGUUCGUGGAGUAAAUGUUCCCAUGUACACUACCCUCAGGCGAACCACAGUUGUUUUCACAAUGGUUGUAGAGUAUCUUCUGGCAGGACAAAAGUAUACAUAUUCAGUUAUUGGAAGUGUUGGUUUGAUAGUUCUUGGUGCAUUUAUUGCUGGAGCUCGCGACUUGUCCUUUGACGUAUAUGGCUAUUCUAUUGUUUUCUUGUCGAACAUCACCACAGCAAUCUACCUUGCAACUAUUUCCCGCAUUGGAAAAUCAAGUGGUCUUAAUAGCUUUGGCCUCAUGUGGUGCAAUGGAAUAUUAUGCGCUCCAGCUCUACUUUUCUGGACAUUUAUACGGGGCGACUUGGAGGCAACUAUUAGCUUUCCUCAUCUUUUUUCACCUGGAUUUCUAAUGGUGAUGCUUGGUUCAUGCACACUGGCUUUCUUCUUGAACUAUAGUAUAUUUCUAAACACCACUCUAAAUUCAGCAGUGACACAAACUAUAUGCGGUAAUCUGAAGGAUUUCUUUACCAUUGGACUUGGGUGGAUGAUAUUUGGCGGCCUUCCUUUUGACCUGCUAAAUGUUAUUGGGCAACUUCUGGGUUUUGUUGGCUCUGGUUUGUAUGCCUAUUAUAAGCUCAUAGGGAAAUAAACCCUCUAAAUGGUCAGCCCAAUAAUACGAGAGGUUAGCUGAUUUCUUUUUUUGUGGGAGGGUUUUGUUCUCUGAGCAGGUGCUGAUCCAAUUUUCUCUUUUUAGGCACUAGCAUUUAUCUUUUUGUUUGAUUCAUUUUUGUUCUGAUUGACUUCCAUGGUAACCCAAUUUUUAGGGUGAAAAACGUCCUAAUUCCCUGAACAGUACUUGAGCCCAUUCUUAUUGGUGCAAUUCUACAAGACCCUCUUUUUUAUAUGUUAUAUAUGUAGAUUGCUAAUCAUCAUGGUGUUCA
Cucurbita maxima (winter squash) is the source of this 1593-nucleotide messenger RNA. RefSeq lists its product as uncharacterized. The transcript has 10 exons. The record is from RefSeq and is a predicted model, not a curated record. The coding region runs from base 249 to 1301 and encodes 350 amino acids. Gene Ontology annotation, cellular component: Golgi apparatus. NCBI's taxonomy places the organism in Eukaryota, Viridiplantae, Streptophyta, Magnoliopsida, Cucurbitales, Cucurbitaceae. Gene Ontology annotation, molecular function: antiporter activity; GDP-fucose transmembrane transporter activity.